Penicillium malachiteum is the source of this 729-nucleotide messenger RNA. It is a transcript of the gene mog1, whose product is annotated as Ran GTPase-binding protein MOG1. The transcript has 2 exons. Lineage: Eukaryota; Fungi; Ascomycota; Eurotiomycetes; Eurotiales; Aspergillaceae. Gene Ontology annotation, cellular component: nucleus. Gene Ontology annotation, molecular function: guanyl-nucleotide exchange factor activity; small GTPase binding. Bases 1 to 729 code for a protein of 242 amino acids. Gene Ontology annotation, biological process: protein import into nucleus. The record is from RefSeq and is a predicted model, not a curated record.
AUGUCACAAGUCCAAGAGCAAGAUUUCUUCGGCGGGGCAAUCCGAGGUGUGGUGCCGCAGAAAUGGAUUGAUGCCAGCAACCUACGUGAGAUCCCAGACCACCAGGAACUCUUCUUGUCACCGGACACCUUGUCCAACAUGAUUAUUGAAAUCAAUAACCGUGUAUCCGACAGAGAUGCCCUUAGCACUUUCACCACUCUUAGCCAGCAACAGCCUUCACUGGCAGCAGGAAGCGGUGGCGCCGCAACCGCAACACUCCAAACUAUUGACCAGGCCGCCGCUCUGUACCAUCUACACGAUCUCUGCGAUAAUGGCGACAGCAUGCGAGUGGUUUUGUCCCCUCAGCGUGUAACUAUGAACCGCCUGACCUCUAAUGCACCGCCCGGGUCAACCACCAACGCAUACAGGGGCAUUGUCGAGUUUACGACAGCUGUGCGCCAAAGAGGUCAGGAUUUUCCUGCCGCGGAAUCCGGUGCAGCAGUUUCAGGUGCUGCUAUGAAUGGAGGCUCGUCUAGUGGUCCUGCUACGAAGAACUUGACCUGCCAUUAUCUCCUUAUUCGAUUGGUAGCGCAGGAGACGGAUCUGUUGGUAUUCUUUAAUGUCCCCCAUGAGGAAUUCGAUAAGGAGGGAAAUGCACCAGGGCUAUCGAAGGAAGAAAACUUCGGGGAGGACUUACUGAAGGCACUGGAAGAGAAAUUCGAAAUCAGGGAUUGGGGACUGUUUGUUUAA